Molecule: messenger RNA, 2147 nt
Organism: Amblyraja radiata (thorny skate)
Lineage: Eukaryota; Metazoa; Chordata; Chondrichthyes; Rajiformes; Rajidae
Gene: sostdc1a
Product: sclerostin domain containing 1a
Exons: 2
Coding region: 124-786 (220 amino acids)
Biological process (GO): negative regulation of Wnt signaling pathway; negative regulation of BMP signaling pathway
Molecular function (GO): BMP binding
Source: RefSeq, a predicted model, not a curated record
CUCAAGCUUCACUGUUUCCACUUGAUUGAAUGCCAAGGAGCUUUAUAAAAAGCAAGGCACAGUAACUCCACAUUAAAACCUGCAACAUUACAACCAGGUCUUCAGCCUGAGAGUUCUGGAGCCAUGAUUUCACAGCCUUUUGAUUGCACUUUCUUUGUGAUAGCAUGCAUCUUUUUCAAAUGUUGCCUUGCUUUUGACAAGGCAGCAGAACAAACUAAAAAUGAUGCCACAGAAGUGUUCCACAAUCUCAAGGUAUCACUGCAUGAAAGUCCAAGUAAUUUAACAUUAAACCAGGCAAGGAAUGGAGGAAGGCAACCUAACCCUUCAGAUCUUAAAGAUCGGUCUCAAGUUGGUUGUCGAGAGCUCAGAUCAACCAAAUACAUUUCUGAUGGUCUGUGCACAAGUAUCAAUCCAGUGAAGGAGCUGGUGUGUGCAGGAGAGUGCUUACCAGUGCCAGUGCUUCCUAAUUGGAUUGCAGGUUAUGGCAGGAAAUACUGGAGUAGACGUAACAGACAAGAGUGGCGUUGUGUGACUGACAAGACUCGUACUGAGAGAAUUCAGCUCCAAUGCCAGAAUGGAGGGACACGAACCUACAAAAUUACAGUAGUCACUUCUUGCAAGUGCAAGAGGUACACACGACAACACAAUGUGUCAAGCAUUGCCAACUUCGAGGAGGCAUUACCAGCAAGCAAGAGAAGAUCCAGGGGCAAAAAAAGAUCCCGUAAGAUUCACCAAGAGGAGACCAAACGUAGAAGAAAUUGGCCUGAAAUGGAAGAUAGACAGUGAUGUUUAUGCACCAUAUGAACUGUUUUAUGUAAGAAUGAACUGUCCAUAUUGAUGUUCUGCAUAUUAUCAAACACGUUUAUUCCAUAUUUUUAGGCAUGAUUAAUUAAGGAAGGAUUAGUUAAUAGUCCAGCAGAUAAGUAUUAUCCACCCAGACUCCUGAAUGAAAAUUGUAGCUGUAAGCUGUAACACUUUAUUCUGCGCUCUUGUUUAUUUUCUCUUUUGCACUAGCUGAUGUACUCAUGUAUGGUAUGAUUUGCUUGGACAGCACGCAAAACAAGGUUUCACUGUAUCUCGGUACACGUGACAAUGAUAAACCAAUACCAAAAACAUGUAUACUCAGGAUCCUGGACACAUUAAUAGUUUCAACCGCAUUCCUUACUCAGCACCUUUCACUUAAAAAAAGAUAAUGGCAGCACUCUUGGAUGAUUAAUAAAAUAAAAACAUAGUAAAACAGUGAAAACAAAUUAAGCUAUAUGAUUCAAACUUGCAGAUUAUUAAACCCUUUCAUUAAAUAAACCAAGAUAGGAAUCAUAAGGGUUUUCAUUUCAUCUGUAAAUUAAUUGCGCAAUUAAACUGAUCUGGAGGGAUAUCGGUGGAUGAAAGUUUAACUUUCCCAGGACUCCACAUAUAUUCAGUAUGUUAUUCUCAAAUCUUUUAUGUUUUCAGAAUGUACACGAGUGAUUUCAUUUUCAAUGCAGAACAAGAGGUAGUAUAAGGGCUUAAAGUUAACGUACCUGCUCAGUGAUGACAAUUCAACUUCCCAGCAGAAGGUUUGUCCAUUUCUAAUCUAUGUUUAGAAACAAGGUUCAUUUACACAUAACCACUUAAGCCCUAAUGAUAUUUCAACUUUUGAGGCAAUGACAUGCAGAUGUUCAAGAAUGGUCAAGAAUAAUAUAAGUGGAGUAUCAUAUUAAAUCAAAUUAAGCCACAGAUACUUCAACAGUUAAACAAGCAUUGUCAUUUAUUUAUGGUCUUACAAUGUAAUUAUUUAAUAAACAGUUGCUUUUAGUUCCAAAGAAUUAUUAAGCAUACAUUUUUAUGGUUUUAUCAUGCAUCUUAAUAUUAAAAGUAGCAGAUUAGAAUACAUGUGCAGAUAAUGGAGUCUACAUUUUGUACAGGUAUUGGCAUUCUUUCUAUAUGUUUUUUCAAGUAUUAAUUUAGGUAUCUUGUUGCAAGGUUUAUCAGAGUAUGAUAAACUCAAAAAUUAGCUUUACUUAAUCAAUCAAUGAUAUGGAAAGGGUUGUACCUUCCACAGAACACUUUUCUGAUUUAAACAGAUGUUUUGUUUUAUCUUUUAAUGACGUAUGCUUUCUCACAGGAACAUGUAGAAAAUGAAUCAAUAAAGUCACAGAUUCUCUGUA